AUGCUCGCAUCGAGCCAGGGAGAGGAGCUCCCUGCGCUCGAUCCCCUCGCCGCCUUCGCCGUGAGGCCCCCACACCCGACCACCUCCUCGCCGCUGCUUGCUCCGGCGACCAGCACCAACGAGCACCGCCGCCUUGCGCCGCCCCUCUCCCUCGCGUCCUCGCCGUGGACCUGCACGCUGCCCGGUGCCCCGCCGCCGGAAAUCGCGAGGCCGCAGCCUCCACCUCGUCCAGAGACGCAGCGCCAUCCCUUCCUCGAGCCGGCCUACCCGCCUCUGGCAACGGCCGCCGUCCCACGCCCAAGCUCCUCCGCCCCGCGCCUCUGCCUCCGUGCCACUCGUCGGAGCCCCGCGAGUUCGUCCCCGCCGCGCCAAGCUCUCUCCAUCGACCUCCGCGAUCAGCGCCUCCACUACCUUCUCGUCGCUGCGCCUGCCUCCUCUCGUCGCUGCCGCCUUCCGUUCCUCGUCACCAUGCCAGUAGCCGUCGCUGCCGUGGUCUUCUGCAUCGCCAAAUCCCAGCAACCGCGGCCCUCUGCUUCGCCUCGCCAGACCGUCGAUGUUCUUCCUCCGGUGCCCUGUCCCCGUUGGCUUUGCUCGAGCACGCCACCACUGCGCCUCAAGUUCUGCUACAUGAGCACCUCAAGUUCUGCUACAGGAGCACCACAGCUAGUACCUUGGAACGUCUACGACUACGCGGACUCGCCAAAUUCAUGGUUCUAG
This is a messenger RNA of Aegilops tauschii subsp. strangulata, 717 nucleotides long. Lineage: Eukaryota; Viridiplantae; Streptophyta; Magnoliopsida; Poales; Poaceae. The record is from RefSeq and is a predicted model, not a curated record.